GAGAAAAACAGUUAAGAAUGAGAAGAUGAAAACUGAUCAUGCAAUUGCUGUUCAUUGGGAGCCACCAUGCUUUUCUUGCCCCUUUCCACUUGUUAAAUGCAUGCAUAUUUCGUUAAUUCUCUUUAAUUUCUUCUUUACCAUGUUUUACUUAGCAGUAUAUGUACAGCAGCAAGGGUUUAGGAUUGCCGAGCAGCAAAAUCUAGCAGAUGAUCAAGCAAUUAUCAGCCUCUUAAUUAGUCUCGAUCUCGUCUCUUCAUUCUUAAUUUGCCCACUAUUAUCCUGGACGUCAUACAAUGGGGAGACCUCCCUGCUGUGAUAAGUCCAACGUGAAGAGGGGCCUUUGGACGCCCGAGGAAGAUGCCAAGAUACUCGCUUAUGUUUCCAAUCAUGGCAUUGGUAACUGGACUUCGGUCCCCAAGAAAGCUGGACUGAACAGAUGCGGGAAGAGCUGCAGGCUAAGAUGGACUAAUUACCUGAGGCCUGACCUUAAACAUGAGAGAUUCGCUCCCGAGGAGGAAGAGCUUAUUAUUAAGCUGCAUAAAGCGAUAGGUAGCAGGUGGUCUCUGAUUGCAAAGAAACUGCCUGGAAGAACAGACAAUGAUGUGAAGAACUAUUGGAACACUAAGCUCAGGAAGAUGCUUCAGAAGAUGGGGAUUGAUCCUGUGACUCACAAACCUUUUUCACAGAUUUUCUCUGACUUUGGAAACAUCAGUGGCAUUUCAAACACUGGAAACCUCAAUAAAUCCUUAAACACCAGUUUGAUGUCCGAACCUGAUCAUCAAUUCUCUUCUGCCAUCUUAACCACCCCUGAGCAUUCAUGUUUCAAGAUAACCAUGGAAGAGCAAGUGCAGGAAUACAAUCCUACUGUUACUCACCCCACUUCAUGGGACUUUCUGGCUCAGUUUCCAGUCCAUGACACCAAACAGUUACCACUUUUCUUCAAUGAGGUCAGCUCUUCCUGCCCAUCAUCAACACCAUCUUCAUCUUCUACCAGCACUUUCACACAGUCCUAUUCCUGCCAAAAAUCUCAGGCUCCAUUGAUCACACCCACUUGUACCUUUACGUGGACUGAAUUUCUCCUCAGCGAUCCUGUUUCCUCCACUGAAUUUCAGCAUCAACAAGAGCAAUAUGACUUUGAUGAGAUGUUGUCACCAACCAACUCUUCAACUAUGGCAAUGGCAAAGAAUGAUGUAUCAUCUUGCAACAUAACUAGUACUGGAAGCGAUGAUGAUUGGUACUUGAACCGAUCGGUUGGGCGGUCGACAUAUGAUCAUGGAACUGUCAAUAAUGGACUCGAAGAGAACAACAAUGCUGCCGAUCAUGCAGCCUAUUAUUCGUCAUCUGCAAGUUCAUUUGUCGAUGGCAUCUUGGACAAAGACAGAGAGCUGCAUUCACAAUUUCCUCCACUUUUGGAUCCCUCUUUUGAUUGUUACUAAUUCAGAAGCUUGACAGCCAAUUUGGAGCUUAAAGCAAAAUGUUAAUGGAGCCUGCGUCAAUUCUAUUUCAUGUAAUACAGAGCUACAAACUAAGCUAUAGAGUGGGUUUUUUUCCCAGUUAGAGACCAUUUUCAUUAAUCAUCAUCAUG
This is a messenger RNA of Populus nigra (black poplar), 1585 nucleotides long. Its product is annotated as transcription factor MYB35. The transcript is spliced from 3 exons. Lineage: Eukaryota; Viridiplantae; Streptophyta; Magnoliopsida; Malpighiales; Salicaceae. Bases 294 to 1436 code for a protein of 380 amino acids. The record is from RefSeq and is a predicted model, not a curated record.